CCCCUGGACCAGCUGCUGUCACAGGAGCCCCCAUGUCUUCAUCUGACUCUCCGCAGUUGUUGAUGGUGUGUGUUCCUUGGAUUCCUCAGCCGGAUCUUUAUCCUCAACAUUAUUCCCACUGCUGAUCGGGACACUCGGGGCUACUGCUACUGCUGGCGACAUUCUUCAGUUGUAUAGGAGGAGGACACCUGGACAGGUCACUUAUUGUCGGGAGAUCGGAUUCAUGUCCCUCAAGGAGAGGCCACACAAACGGUCCCUUUCUUGGAAGUCUUUCUAAGAUGAAGUUAUGGGCUGUUCUGGCUGUCUGCAUUUUGCUGUCGAGCUCCGUGUCCAACACUCCAUUGCCCUCACACUGGUUAGCUGGUAAAAAGAGAUUUAGUCAAGAGUCCCAGCUGGAGGACGAGGACACGGCUUUGGGAAUGUACGAAGUAGUUCCUGAGCUUCCAACUGCCGUAAACGGCCAGCAAGAUGUGCAAAACCUUUCUGAAAUACCUGAUGACUAUCCAGAUCAGGUUGACGAUGUGUUGGAGUUCAUUCAAGACACCAUAAAAAGACUUCGAAGGUCAUCCAACAAGCAAACACUCUCCCGGCGAGACAGAGGGAGACACGUUGCAGCAGAGACUCAAAGUUCCAGUAAAAAUAAAGGCAAAGAUAAAAAGCGUAAAAACAAAGGCUGCGUCCUGCGGGAAAUACACCUGAACGUGACAGACUUGGGUUUGGGCUAUGAAGCCAGGGAAGAACUAAAAUUUCGAUACUGCAGCGGCUCCUGCAGUAACCCAGAGACAACUUAUGACCAAAUUCUUAAAAAUUUGACUAUCAAGAAAAAAUUGGUUAAUGAUAAGGUAAAGCAAGCAUGUUGCAGGCCAAUUGCAUUCGAUGAUGAUGUCUCCUUCUUGGAUGACAAUUUAGUUUACCACACCUUGAGACAACAUUCCGCCAAGAAAUGUGGAUGUGUUUGAUUUUCAUUUUGUGGAGGGCCACUUGGCAGUGUGUGUCGCAUUCCUGAUGUAACACAAAGGAAGGGAUCAGGGAUCAAGAUUCCCUUCACAGUAUCCUGAGGUUAAGGAUGGAGAAGAGGACCAAGGAAAGCUGGGCAUGGUGCCAUCCUGGCGACCCGCUGAGAGAUUUGUUCUGCAAGUGUGAGAGUUAGAAAUGGCUCUGGGGAAAUAAAUGGCAAUCGUGGCGCCCAGUCAUGCGCUCCAGUAGGAGGAUUGUGUUUUCACCAUUAUAUAUAUGACUCACCAGCAGUGUUGACUGAAAAGGUCAAUAACCAGCUUUUAAACACAGGCAUUUAUACAUCGUGCAUGUCAGGUUUUUUCCUGUAUGUUUUUUUGUACAACAAAACAAGUGUAUUACAUAAUCCAUUAGCUCUGUAUUUUGGGGUUGAAUUAAAAUAUUUGCUUUUAUAGUACAUGUUAAUUCAGUUCACUUUAAAUUCAUUGACAUCCUUAAAACAGAACUUUAGGUAAUACAGUUCUUCAAAUACUGUAACUUUAAACCAUACAAAACCUCCGGUUUAUAGCCAUGUGAGUUAAUUUGUCUUUAACCCCAGACCAGCUUUUUAAUAAUUCAUUUAGAGUUUAGGGGUAUUCUGUAUCCCAAGGAGCCAAUGAAAUUUAUUAGAUUUGGUUAGGCUAGUGUGUAACUUUCCACAGCCCCCAAGCGCUAAUCAAGGGCAAAUCCAAAGUAAUUUUACCUAGAGAAAAUCAUUCAAGUAGUGAGGUGUUUAGCUCAUAAAUUGACACUGGUCUCUCCGACCCACAAUGGUUCAGCUUGCACCUUGAUUUUCCUUUCUAUAAUAGAUUUCCCCAUAAUGUUUUAUGAUACUGGCACAAAUGAAACAAACAUAAAAGGCAGACGCUGCAGGUCUUGGACGCCACUUGGGCCAGGACGUUCAUUUAAAGGAUGAUGGACCCAAUCUUUUAUUGCUGGAUCUGUUUAUAUUUGCCCUAGAAAGCAAAACUUUAAGGAUUUUUCCCCUAUCAGCUAUAGGUUUCUUCUUCCAACCAAGUUAUCUCUUAAAGUAGGUUCAUGUUGACUCUUGAUGACAAUCCCUAUGGUGCUGUUAACAGAAAUACUGUUUUGUCACUGGCUGUUUUAACGGCUAAGUCAUCAAUAUACUUUGAAGGUGGCCAUAGAUCACCAGCGGGCUGAUUGAGAAAAAAAAAGAUUCCUCUUUUCACACAAGCUAAGGUGGAUAGAGAAAUCCUCCCCACUGAGAUAUAUUCUGACAGUGGGAGCCCUUAAACCAAGAAUUUCCCUAACAUUCCCAUUCGAUGGGUAUGGCCAUAACUGGAUUGAAAUUCAUCUGGUCCCUGCUGAACCAUCUAAAUUUCGAUCCAUUUAUGUCCAGCUUGAGACUUAAUACCAAAAUUAUAAAAGGCAUUUUGAGUUUGCUACACCAUGCCAGAGUUGUCAUGGGAAUAACUUGGAUCUGUUUUAGGAGACAAAGCAUUAGGGUGAAUAUUUAUGCCCAAGGCAAAGGUCUAUUUAAAAAGGAAAUAUCUACUUUUAACUGUACACAUUUCAUAGAUUUUUAGAAAAACCUAGUAGAUACCCACCUUAUUCUCUUCUGUAAAUGUGGAGAUUAAGCAUUCCAAUGCUUGCUUUAAAAUGAGAGCCAAGUGGUUGGUUCUGACUUUACUAUAUUGAAAUAAACAUCCCAUAAAAGAAUGACACCCCCAGCAUACUAGACAUUCAAACAAAAAAUUGUCACAUAGAGUUUCGGAACAUCCUGAGUAGCUCAAAACUCUUCCACAACUUAAAGUAUAACUAAAAGCAAAACGUUUAGUUUUGGAUAGAGUGGAGAGGUAUUAGAACACCUCAUGUUCCUAAUGCUUUCUUUGCCCCCUUAGGGAGAUUCACCCUCGUCAUCUGUCCUGUUUAUUGUUAUAAUCAAAAGUGAAAGUAAAAGAAAAGCCCACAUUUUGGGUUGUCUAGAACAAUAAUGGAGGGAAAAUCUGUUAUUGCUGACCUCCUUAAUUUUUGUUUGCUGAUUAUUCACUACAAUAUUUUUUAAUCACUGAUCUGGCUAUUUGUUUUGGGCUAGCAACUGUAUUAAUUUAAUUGGGGUUGAUUAACUAAUCAAGAAGAGAAUUUUCACUUUGCAAAGUGAAUGUUCACUUAGCUUAGCUAAUAGGGUGAACUUUCAUCCUGUCGUUUCACAGCAAAAAAUCAUUUUUUUCUUUUUUUUUUCUUUCCCCUUGCAUAUAAUUGGCUAUUUAAAGGGAACAUAGUUCCACCGCAUUCAUUUUGCUAAAAGAACAAUUCUACACCUUUAGUUAACCUCGCUGGAUAAUCAUGACAGCCAGGCAAUUAGCCAAGAGAGGCCAAUAAAGGCAGCCUUAAAGCGGGUCCUCCUUUCAGAACAUGUUUCAUGUUGCACCCAUUUUAAGGGCAUAACACAUAAAAUAGUCAGUUUGCAGUGACCCACCUCCAAACCCCUACCUCUUACAGAAUCCUGGGGUUCUUCUUCCCACAGUUUCCUGUCAAUAUUGGAAUUCAGAGUGAGGCUCUGUCUGCAAGGCCACGUCAUUUAUUUACAGGAAUCUAUCAAUAAAAAAACUACAAGUCCCAUCUGCAAGGGACAUGUAUUUCUGAUUGAGCACAAGUGCAGUGACGUCACCACUCUUGUAGUCCAUUGAUACUUCUUCCAGCCCCUUAACUGAGGGUCUGUACCUCAUUAAGGAUCUGCAGCUGGUAAAAUAGUCUGCAGAAGCCUGAGCAUUUCACCCACAAUCUACUAAUUGAAGAUGAAAUGCUUUGCAGGCUCCAAUGAAAAAUCAUUAUGGGUGGAAUUAGCCUUUAGAUUUGCCUUGUAGCUGAGUAGGUAAAUUAAUAAAAAGUAGAUCUAAUGAACUCUUGUGGCCUAGAAGGGCUGUCCAUAUUUAUGGUCUGUCUGUUCUUUGAGGGCUGUUUUCAAACAUUUAUGUAUCAACCACUCAACACAGGUUAUAUAGAUUUUAAUUUUGGGUUUACAGAAGAUUUGUCUUUUUUGUUUUUCUUUGACAGUACAUUAGUAAUUGGUCCAUGAGGCCAAACGGACUACUUGAUGCCAUGCAUCCUCACAAAUACAUGAAUAUAUAAGAGAUAUUUAUUGAGAAUUAAGUUAUUGCUAUUUAUUACAGUCCAGUUAUGAAUGUUUCCUGUUUUUUUCCUAUUUAUUGCAUUUUCUCUUCUUUGAUGGUGCCAAAGUGAAGCAUGCUCUCAAGGGCCACAUGAGACAGAUGCAAAAAAAAUUUCGAAUCACAUUCUUUACCCUUUUUUACAGGUGACGCAUAAAGGUGGUUGGUGGCAAACUAGAUUACAUGGUUUAUUUCUUGAAAAAGCUGCUUCAUACUAAAUCAUUUUACUAGUUAAUUGUAAGAGGUAUAAACCAGGUAGAGUUAUAAAGUCAACAAAAGGACUGGCACCAGCCAAUUUGUUAUCCAACUCAGCUAUAACUGUUUUCUCUGUUCAAUAUUUGGAAUUGUAUUUACAAUUACCAGUUUAGGAAUGGUAACAUGGAAGGAGGCAUUAGAGAAAUGUAUAGAGUGCCCUUGCUGAUUUUUUUAUUCUGUGAAUUAAAACUGCUUGGCUGUCAUGCAGGUCCUCUUUCUUCACUAUUUUGAGUCACUAACCUAAGACAAGCAUGCAUUGAACUCUGACUGUAUUCUAGCUUAUGUGAUAUGCAUGCUUGUUCCAGAUCAGUGAAUUAAAAUGAUGGCUAAUGCCUCAUACACACAGUCAGACUUUUGACUAUGCAAAAGUCUGCCGUGAGUCUGUCGGAAGUUCGACGGAAAGAUAGAGAACAGGUUCUGUAUCUAAGGUCUGUUGGACUUUCGACCAAAAAAGUCAGAUGGAGGCUACAUACAGCCGGACUUUCCGAGAAAAAAAGCCAGUCUGACUUUUUUUCUUGGAAAGUCUGACCAUGUGUAUGAGGCAAAAGGGUCCACAAAAGGCAACAAGGAACUCGGCAAUGGAAUCUUUCAUAUUUGUUAAAGAUGCAAUAGUCAAAACAUCAGUAAUGGUCAUCAAUAAAGAAUGCAUGUUGAGUGCACUGGGUAGCGCUUUUAAACACUAUCAUAUUAACAAACAAAUAUGUACCACAUGGCAGUUCCUUGACUUGUGGGGUUAUUCUUAUUCUGUCAGUUCAAACAGGAGUUUGGUAUGGUCUGUUUAAUCAUAGCGAAGCUGGGGCUGAGGGUGAUCAGGGAAAAGCUGUUUAAGCAUUAACAAAUGUGAAGCAUUUUCAUUAUUUGAUUUAAAUUAAGCUUUUCUGUCCAUUAAAAAUACAUGUUCUAUCAUUGAUAGUUCUCUCUGUUCCAGUUGAGUUAAUGGAAAGGGCUUGAAGGUCCUAGAUUAUCUGAAGAACCAUCAACUGUUCAUUUCAGUGAGAAAAGUUUACCCAAUGAAAUUAAACAUUGUUUUCCACUUGCAUGAUGCUACUACCACUUUGGAUUACAGCCUUUUAUGGACUUGCAUCAAACAUCUGUUUUGGUACUGAGAAGUAUGAAAUGUUACAAAACAUUUUCCCUAGCAUUUCCUAGCUAUAUAGAUGUUUUGCAGCAACAUUAUUUUAUUUUUCUGUUUUUAAAAUUUGACUCUCAAUUUUUCCGAUUUUGUUUGAAAGCAUUCGCUAAUCUCCCAUCUGGCUGGUUUGCUUUAAACAGUUUUGUUUCGAUUCUACCAUCAGUAGUCAUUAAAUAACCUAGUCGUCUGCUCUGCUCCCAUCCAUAAGAGGUGAAAGUUCCAAAGAGUUCCAUCUUGCUUUUUAUUAUAGGAUUUUUAAUCAUUGAGCCAAGGGAGAGCUUAGAAGUAAAAAAAAAAUUGGCAUUUGGUACGGAAUAUUUGUAUAAGUUAAAUACGUAGAUAUGACCCAGAUCCUGUUUUUUUACCAGUUCCCUUUACAAAAAUAUGUGUAAUAAUGUAGUUCUAAAAAAGGGUUGUCCUUUGUAUUUGGACAUGUAUGCACUGCCUAAAAAAAUGUGGGUUUUAAUGCAAGUUUUAAAUCUACACAAGGGUUACAUUCUUCAAACUGUAAAAGUUACCUUGACUUAAACUAGACAGUUCAACUUUGAUCCUUUGGCUGAUAGCUGCCAUUGGGGCAACAAAGUGACUGAUAGUAGCUAUUCUCUAGAAUUACUGUCCGGGAUGUCACUUGUGUUGGAAAAUAUCAGUUCCAAAAUUUAAAAGGGAAAGCUUGCUUUUUGGCCUUUUUUUUUGUUAGCCAGUCAAAGAAUUGUGCGCUUUCUAUAAUUUAUUUUAAUUCCGUAUAUAAUCUUUACACAUAAACCCCUAGAUAGAAAGUCUAGCACUGCCUGCACACUUGUAGGUAGCUUGUUUGUAGCUGGCUUAGCCAGAAGGUCCUGUCUCUGCUGUAAGAGAGGGUAGGUGUGAUCAUUGAGUCAUUUAGCUGUUUUUGUAGCCUGACCUUUGUUGUUUCCUAGUUUAAUUUAACAGCUGAGAUGUAAAAUACGUUCGAGAAAGCUAUUGAUCUGGAUGUUUGCCACCAGCUUACCAUUUCAUAUUUUCCUGAUUUAAAAACAUCUGUUUUUAAAGUGAGCAUGAAAAACACUAUACAUUCCCUUUACAUAUACUAAAUGAUCUAUUCUAAAACUUUACAUAUUAAUUUAUGGUUGUAAUUGAACCCGUAUUUAUGAUUAGUGAGUGGUCUUUAAACAGGGUCUGUCCAGGCAUGUCAUGGAACUUCUCACCUUGAGCAGCAGCAGAAGACAAUACAAAACUUUAAAUGACCUCCCAUGCAGUGGUUCGCCCUACACUGUCUAGAUUUCAGUGUAGACAGGGAAGAAUGUCACUCUAUCCAGUGAGUGGUAUACACCUCUAGCUGACAAACAGUACAUGAACUGCUCCACUGAACCCUUUACAGAACUCUCAUUGGUCACACAAAGAUACCAAUACAACUUUUUGUAGUUUAAAGAUGGAAUUGCAUAAUUCUGGUUUUACCUCAUAUGUUAUGUUAAUUGUUUUUAACAGUGCAAUUUAGAAAUAACCUAAACAUACAGAAGGUGUAAAGUUUCUUAGGAGUCACAAAUUACAAAACUGUUAAAAAUAAAUAUAAAAAAUUGACAAAACUGACACAGAAACUGCAACAUUUUCAGUAUUUUUAUGAACAUUUUAGUACACAACUUAAACAGUCUUUAUUCCAAUAGUUUUUUUUUUUUUUUAUGCCCGACACAUGGUUGUGCAUUUCUGAUUCUAGCUUUUAUUGGAAAAAAAAAAGGGUAAAGUUUGUGAUGGUUUUCUUCCAAAAAUGGUAUAAAGCUGUAACCAUUUGCUUAUCUGAAUGUUAAAAUUUCACAUACCUUUGUUGUCUUGGUUCUUUUGUGUUAUGCAACCAAAGUUCUCUACAAACUUUAUUUUUGUACUAUAUUCAUUUUUUAACUUUUUACGAAAUAAAACUCAUUUCUAUCAUUC
Rana temporaria (common frog) is the source of this 7416-nucleotide messenger RNA. It is a transcript of the gene GDNF, whose product is annotated as glial cell derived neurotrophic factor. The coding region runs from base 279 to 959 and encodes 226 amino acids. Gene Ontology annotation, biological process: negative regulation of neuron apoptotic process; peripheral nervous system development; positive regulation of branching involved in ureteric bud morphogenesis. Gene Ontology annotation, molecular function: growth factor activity; glial cell-derived neurotrophic factor receptor binding; receptor tyrosine kinase binding. The record is from RefSeq and is a predicted model, not a curated record. Lineage: Eukaryota; Metazoa; Chordata; Amphibia; Anura; Ranidae. The transcript has 3 exons.